Molecule: messenger RNA, 2198 nt
Organism: Corticium candelabrum
Lineage: Eukaryota; Metazoa; Porifera; Homoscleromorpha; Homosclerophorida; Plakinidae
Product: probable serine/threonine-protein kinase DDB_G0281745
Exons: 10
Coding region: 180-1925 (581 amino acids)
Biological process (GO): protein phosphorylation
Molecular function (GO): ATP binding; protein binding; protein serine/threonine kinase activity
Source: RefSeq, a predicted model, not a curated record
UCCACGAGUUUGAACUGCACUGUAAACGGUUGGAAUAGAACAUUUCUUAAUAAGUUAAAUUGAGUAGUCAUGUAAUAUUUAUGGUGAUGAAGUGUAAGUUUGUUGUGUGAGAGUGUCGUGUUGAGUGAUUUCUCGUUUGUGAGUGAAAUUGAUGUUAGGAUGAGUGAGACACACCACACAUGGAUAGGAGACUAACGUUAGCAGUGAAGGACAACAAAGUCGAUGAGGUGGAAACUCUUUUGAAGUCAGGCGCUUCGCCUGAUGCGUGUGGCAGUGAUGUUUAUGCAACUCCUGUACUUGGGACAGCUUGUGAUAAAGGCUACAAUUCCAUUGUAAAAAUUUUGUUGCAGGAAGGAGUGAAUGUAAACAAAAUUGAUUCUACUGGUUACACUGCUUUAAUGUAUGCAGCAACUGGUGGUUCUGAUUCACUAAUUGUUAUGUUAUUAUCAGCUGAUGCUGAUGGUAAUCUGAAGGAUGUGUGUGGAUGGACAGCAUUGCAUUAUGCUGCUUACAACAAUCACUCCAAAGUUGUUCGUAUUCUGUUAGAGAAUGGAUGUGAUGUCAAUAUAAAAGACAACAGUGGAAGAUCUGCACUGCAAGUAGCUGAGAGAUACAAGAAGAAUGAUGCUGCAGAUGCAAUAAAGUCUUUUACUGUGAGAUCACAAAAUUCAAGUCCAUUGCCUUUAUCGGACAGCAGUCGUACAAGAUCUAGAGAAACAGCAGCAAAUGUUUGUGUCUCUCAACCAGUGACACAAACAAUGAGGACCACUACACCUACACAACAACUUCCAAGACAAGUGCCUGGAAAAGGAGAUGAACAGUUAGUAGAGCAGCUGAUACAACAAAUAGAACAACUGAGAAAUGAAAGUUCAGCAAAAGAUAGAGAAAUUGCUGAAGAGCGAAGAGAGAAAGAAGAGUUACAACAAGAGCUGCAACGAUUACAACUAGAAAACGAAAAUCUUCAGCGACUACUAAACGAAGAGCAAAGAGAAAAAGCCACCAUGGAUGAGCUGCUGUCUGAUGCUGAAACCGCAAUUGGCCGAUACGAGCAAGCAGCAAGAACCGAAGUUCUCAAUAUUCCUUCACUUGACAUUCAGUUGACAGGCACAGAACUAGGACGUGGAUCCUAUGGAGUUGUUUGUGUUGGAUAUUGGCGUGGUUGUCCUGUUGCUGUCAAAUUGUUGUAUGAACAUUUGGCUGCUGUUCAACGCAACAUUCAUCUUGUGCAACAAGAAGCAUCUGUAGCAUGGAAGAUACAUCAUCCAAACAUUGCUACUGUUUGUGGUGUCACUCUGGAGUUAGAAGAUAAGAAGGCAUGGAUUAUCAUGGAAUUACAUAGCGGCUCCAUGUCUGGUGUGAUUGAUGCAUGUCAAGGAGAUGUUGCACCUCUCACUUUACGAGAAAAAGUUGACAUGACACAUGAUUCUUUGUGUGGACUGGAUUACAUUCACUCGAUGCAACCUAAGGAGAUUCUGCACGGUGACAUCUGUCCAAGGAACAUCCUGGUUACAGCAACGAUGAGAGCCAAACUGGGUGAUCUAGGAGCUGCUCGUUUUGAAGAUGCUUCACUUUCGGUUGGUCUGCUCAGUCCACAAUACACACCUCCGGAGAGAUUUGAUAUUCCAACUUUACCAAAAAGCAGCAAAACCGACGUGUACAGUAUGGGAGUGACCCUAUGCGAGCUCUUCACUGCUGUUCCUCCAGAUCGUCAAAAAAGGAUGGAUCAAGUCUUACUCAUCCGUCAGAGAAAUGUUCGGGCUUUAUGCAAACACCUGAUGAGAGACGAUCCUGCCACACGACCAACAGCGACAGAAGCCCGUCACAUUAUUAGUCGUAUUCGUGAUACAGACGAGUAUAAAGCAUGUCCUCUUAAACGAAUGGUAAAGGGAAAGAUGGAUGGAAUAGCUGAUGUCACUCUCGUUUAGUCUAUUUGGUGACGUUGACAUUUAAUUGAAGCAUGUGUUUGUUACUGGACACCAUUUAUAUGUUGUUACAAGGUAUUCACCUAGCAAUAGCAAUAUCUUUAGCUUUUUCUUCCAUUUUGUUAUUUUAUUGGUCCGACAUCAUCAAACUUAUUAGCAUAUGUUUUACAAUUUGAACUUUGAGGUAUGUGUAUAACUUUGUCACGUGACAUAGCAAUUGCUUUAGCAUUUGCACAUUGUAUUGUGAACAAUUCCAAUAGAACUGCUGCGUACUGU